UGUGCCUGCCGUAGGUUCUGUGCCGAGCGGCUGCGCUCCCUGCUCCGCACCCUGGAGAUCGUGGACAUCGCUGACUUCUCUCCCAUCACCCUCAUCGCCAACUUUGCCACGCUCGUCAGCACCUACGCCAAGGGCUUCACCAUCAUCAUAGAGCCCUUCGACGACAGGACCCCCACCAUCGCCAACCCCGUCCUGCAUUUCAGCUGCAUGGAUGCCUCCAUCGCCAUCAAGCCGGUCUUUGAGAGGUUCCAGUCGGUCAUCAUCACCUCGGGGACGUUGUCCCCGCUGGAUAUAUACCCCAAGAUCCUGGAUUUCCAUCCCGUUACCAUGGCCACCUUCACCAUGACUCUGGCCAGGACCUGUCUGUGCCCCAUGAUUGUGGGGCGAGGAAACGACCAGGUGGCCAUUAGCUCCAAGUUCGAGACCCGCGAGGACAUUGCUGUGAUCCGGAACUACGGCAACCUGCUGCUGGAGAUGUCUGCGAUCGUGCCCGAUGGCAUCGUGGCCUUCUUCACCAGCUACCAGUACAUGGAAAACAUUGUGGCCUCAUGGUACGAGCAGGGCAUCCUGGAGAACAUCCAGCGCAACAAGCUCAUCUUCAUCGAGACGCAGGACGGGGCCGAGACCAGCAUGGCGCUGGAAAAGUACCAGGAGGCCUGCGAGAACGGGCGGGGAGCCAUCCUGCUGUCUGUGGCCAGGGGAAAGGUGUCUGAAGGCAUCGACUUUGUGCACCACUACGGGCGAGCUGUGAUCAUGUUCGGCGUACCCUAUGUCUACACCCAGAGCCGCAUCCUCAAGGCACGGCUGGAGUACCUGCGUGAUCAGUUCCACGUUCGGGAGAACGACUUCCUGACGUUCGACGCCAUGCGGCACGCGGCGCAGUGUGUGGGCCGGGUCAUCCGUGGCAAGACAGACUACGGGCUCAUGGUCUUUGCAGACAAGCGUUUUGCCCGGGCAGACAAGCGGGGGAAGCUGCCACGCUGGAUCCAGGAGCACAUCACGGACGCCAACCUCAACCUCACCGUGGACGAGGCCGUGCAGGUGGCCAAGUACUUCCUGCGCCAGAUGGCCCAGCCCUUCCACAAGGAGGACCAGCUGGGCCUGUCCCUGCUCACUCUGGAGCAGCUGCAGUCGGAGGAGAUGCUCCGCAAGGUCGAGCAGAUCGCGCACCAGGUGUGAGCCGGAGCAGACACACAGGCAAAGGGCUGGAGGCUGGCUCCAGCGGCAGACAGGGGCUGGCCCUGCCAUCAGGGCCUUGUUUGAUACUGGCUUUUAUACUGAAAGUGACUGUCUGGGACUCAGCAAUAAA
Molecule: messenger RNA, 1309 nt
Organism: Terrapene triunguis (Three-toed box turtle)
Lineage: Eukaryota; Metazoa; Chordata; Testudines; Emydidae
Product: general transcription and DNA repair factor IIH helicase subunit XPD
Exons: 12
Biological process (GO): transcription by RNA polymerase II; nucleotide-excision repair; positive regulation of mitotic recombination
Cellular component (GO): nucleus
Molecular function (GO): ATP binding; damaged DNA binding; hydrolase activity, acting on acid anhydrides, in phosphorus-containing anhydrides
Source: RefSeq, a predicted model, not a curated record